Staurois parvus is the source of this 292-nucleotide messenger RNA. The record is from the annotation of a GenBank genome assembly. Lineage: Eukaryota; Metazoa; Chordata; Amphibia; Anura; Ranidae.
CGGUCAUAGUGAAUGCGGGGUCCGGGGAGAGCGGAUAUAGUGAAUGCGGGGUCCGGGGAGAGCGGAUAUAGUGAAUGCGGGGUCCGGGGAGAGCGGAUAUAGUGAAUGCGGGGUCCGGGGAGAGCGGAUAUAGUGAAUGCGGGGUCCGGGGGGAGAGCAGAUAUAGUGAAUGCGGGGUCCGGGGGAGAGCGUAUAUAGUGAAUGCGGGGUCCGGGGGAGAGCAGAUAUAGUGAAUGCGGGGUCCGGGAAAGAGUACCUUGUCCAGGGGUGGGGGAGGGGACUGUGGGGAAUG